Messenger RNA from Chondrus crispus (carragheen), 6105 nucleotides. RefSeq lists its product as hypothetical. Gene Ontology annotation, molecular function: protein binding. Gene Ontology annotation, biological process: regulation of cell shape; regulation of transcription by RNA polymerase II; cytoskeleton organization. Gene Ontology annotation, cellular component: nucleus. The record is from RefSeq and is a predicted model, not a curated record. The transcript has a single exon. NCBI's taxonomy places the organism in Eukaryota, Rhodophyta, Florideophyceae, Gigartinales, Gigartinaceae. Bases 1 to 6105 code for a protein of 2034 amino acids.
AUGCCAUUCCACAAGGCCACAUUUGCUCUUCUCCCGAAGAGCUUUAGAAAGCUCAAGCGAGUCAUUGGUCAUCACCUCCCGGUCUUUAGCGCUGUCUUUGACAACUCGUCCAGGCUCGUCCUCACCGGCGGUGACGAUAACCUCGUUAAAGUUUGGUGCACCGAAACGGCCUACCUCCAGCAAACCCUCCGAGGCCACGAUUCCGACAUCACAGAGAUUGUCAAGCACCCAACCCUCCCUAUCGUUGUCUCAGCAAGCAGUGACACCACGCUCCGCGUCUGGAAUGUUGACACUGGGGCGGCUCUCCAUGUACUCGACGGCGGGCAGAAAGAAGUCAACGCCGUCCAAUUUUCUCCCUGUCCUGACCGCCCAUACCUUGUCUCUGGUGGUGCGGACGGGUCUGUUCGACUUUGGAAUGCAGACAAUUUUUCCGCCGGCUGUAUUCGUAUCCCCAUUCCUGAGCGUGGUCUGACUUCUAACUAUCGUCACGUUUCCGACACCUGGCGUGCAGCCAGCACUUCGGCUGCGGUCGCAACUUCACGAAUUGCCCCCACGUCUCCCGUUGCAGACGGCAUUAGUGGCGGACCUCAUCACGAAUUGCUUCAAGGCCAUAUCUUGCUAGGCAACUCCCCGGCAGUUCCGUCGUCUGCCGCGUCAGCCCACAUGCUGCCACCGGCAGCGCUUAGCAUGCCCCCGGCUUCCGGCUUUAGUGUCUUACCAGCUUCGGCGUUAGCAAUUCCAACGUCAUCAGGUGCUGCGUCCGCUUUCGGGGCCUCAUCAAGUCAACCGCAGCUGGGAGUUUCGGCUGGCCGCGGGCAAUUUGCCGCGUCUAGUAACCCAAUGCCGACUACGCCGUCUCCUUCUCCCAGGCAAGCCAAUGAGCGCCCUCUAACUAGGGACCCCACUGCACACAGCCUCGCUGCAAAUAGCGUCGUCAGUGGCGGACAAUCGACAUAUAGCGUUCUAAGUGUUGGUUUUAAUGCCGGAGCAACCAGGCUUGCCGUCGCUGGAACAGAUAGUUGCGUGUAUUUGUAUGCUAUUGAGAAGGCGGAAGAAGCUGAUUCCCUCUUCCCUUCCAUCAGGUAUUUGACCACGCUGCGUGGACACUCGGAACAAAUUAUUCAAGUAUUGUUCUCGAGAGCAGGUGAUAGCAUUGUCACUGCCUGCCGCGACGGGACAGCUAGGAUAUGGAACCGCGUAAAAGCGCGUCUACCGGUCGGGAGAAAGCGGAAACAAUCUGUUGCAGGGAUGGGGAAAUGGAGCUCGAUGGUUUUGGAUUGCCGAUCUUCGAUUCAGGCAGAUGCGCGAAGUGUUUUAAGUGGCGGAGCCUCGGGGUCAGCAUGUGGAAGUAUUGUCCCACGCAUGCGUCGAGCAACGUUUCCGGUUUCUGUCGAUGCAACCAUGUGGUCUCUAAAUGACAAACGCGUGUUCACUGCGAGCUCAGAUGCAAAGAUUCGAAUUUGGGAGGCUCAGACUGGGAGGCUUUUGCGUGUUUUGGAGGCUCAUGAACGAGAAGUUUAUGUGAUGGACUGCCAUCCUACAGAUGAACGCAUUCUGCUUUCCGGUGGGUACGACGGUAGGUGCAUUCUCUGGGAUAUUGAAACAGGAAAGCAGUUGCGAAUGUUUACGGUAUGGGAUGGACCCGAUGAUCCAUUCGAGCAAACCAUUCCUUUUGGUUCUCACAAGAGACCAAGCAUCACAGAUGGCCAGUUUUCUGCCGAUGGCCUCUCCUUCGCUGUGUCCGAUACGUCUGGAGCAUUGACAGUAUUUGCAUGUAACUCUGUGGAAGCUACAGCACUAGCACCUGAGGAGCAGUUCUUCUCGAAAGACUACGCUCCGUAUCGGCGAGAUCGCGAGAAUCGCGCUGUUGACGAGGAUACCGGACUCUUGUUGCAUCUUGUGAACAAGGGUCGCCUCUGCAACAAAGACUUGAGGCCUCACCCGCCGGAGCUUCAACCUAAUAUGCUGCUGUCGAGACCGAUGGCGAAAAGAUUUGAUGCAGAUGGCGAUGACAUGCACCCAGAGCAGAAAACCCCGCAUUCACGAAAUUCUGUUGAGAAUAGAAAUCGGGACGCACUGAUGCUUCGCGCAAAGGAGUUUAGGGCCAAUCAGGAGAAAGAAGAAAGGCGACUGUUGCGUGAGGCUCGUCAAGCCCGUCGCCGAAUGAUCCUUGAAAAGGCGAAAGCCGCCCUUGAAAGGGAUACCAUCCCAUCGUUUCAGCUUCGGGAUUUUGAAGUUCAGGAUUCCGACGUUGAUGACUCAGAUGAGGACUUCGAUGGAGCAAUGGAGCAGGAAGCCUCUGGGAGUUCCUCCUCAUCAUCAUCAUCAUCAGAGGAGGAUAAGAUCCGCCCAGACCGGCCUACGCGUACAUCUCGAAGGCAGACACAUUCUUCCUCGGACAUAGACGAUGACAGGGGAAGGUCUCGUUUGGGACUGCAAAUGCCGUCUGACAGGCGUCAACUUCGGAUGCGUGUAGGUCCAAGCCGUAUAAAGAAACGGCGACGAAUGGCCAGAAAUCACCGUCUCAGAGAUCGCGUAUCUGCGGAGAUCGGGGAGAGUGAAGGGGAUAUUGGUGACGAUAGCCCUGGCUACGAACUGGAAAGCCAAGACAGUGACAGUGAAAACUCAGGGACUUCAAAAGACAGAAUGCGUGGUUCAGGCGUGGACGGAAACAGCUCCACAGGGACACUUCUGAAUAGACAUGCUGCCGAAAUUCGUGCUGGCUCAGAAAUCAGACCCAGCGUUUCUCCUAGGCUAUCCUCGCGAACCCCUACGCCGGUGCCAUCUACUGCACUCCCAGUCCUUGCAGGAGCGUCAAGAAGCGAUGGUAGUCGUCGGAUGAGGAUUUCGAUCGGCGGUAAUUUUUCUGCAGGGUCACCACCAGCGCGCUUUGCCUCUGUAACUGGGGAUAGAGAGUUAUUACCGCGAGCGCCGGCUGAGGUGGGGCAUGGGGCUAGUGACGUGGCCUUAUUGCAGGAGAACGUUGCCAACAGUGUUGCUUCUUACGAUGGCCGUGGGCAAGCAAGUGAGGUUGGAGAUGUCAUCAGAGGACCAACUCCUCGGAACGCGUCGUUUACAAGCGAAAGGGUUGAACAGAAGGAUAGUUCGAAUGUGAUUGAACGUUCAUCAAAAGCAGUGGAAGACAAUCAAGGAGACACUGCUAGCUUCGUUCGUCCGCGCCGAAGGGGCCCCGGAGUGGAGGAUGGUUCGUCUGCAUGGCGGAGGCAACGAAGUCUCGAACAGCGAAAUUCUUCGGUCAACAAAGUUCGAAGAGACUCCGUGAAUGGGUCUCACUUUGCAAACACGGUGAAUGACUCAUCUGACGUGCAAAGGACGGAUGGUCACGAGAAGAGCUUGCUCUCCGAUUCACCUGCUCGUGCGCUGAGACAACGUGCCCGACGACGCGGGCGAACACGUAAACUCGACAACACUCUCCCCGUUUACGAUAUUGAUGAAGUUGCUGACCGUGAAGUGGCGCUCUUGGAUGCAAAAGGUGAACAAAAGACCAGCAGAAAGAGGCGAAGGCGAUCGUUUGACGACAUGAGUGAUGGCGAUUAUUUCAGUGAUGAAGACGUCCGAAGACGUGUGAGCAGGGGGUCCGAUCACGAUGACAUAAGCCAUCGGGCAAGAAAAGUUCGCAAACGAGACACAACCGUGAGUGAACGCCCAUCCACGAGUAGUGCAGAAAAAGGAAGAUCUGUGCGUUCGAGAACGAGGACCUUGUCGGCAUCGUCAUGGCUGCGAAGUUCGUCAAAUAGAUACACGUAUGUGCCUCAGUUGGGAGACGAUGUGAUGUACUUUCCGGAAGGUCAUGCUUCAGCAAUGGCUAUCUCCCGAGAAACCGGAGUAGAACCAGUUGCAGGCCUCGCUGCCCUUAAGAAGGCUGGCAAGGAGAUCCUUGACGGCAGCAGUUUUCCGGCAGAUGCUUCUCCUGUCCGCUUCCAAAUUGUUGACGUGUCAUAUGAGUUUCCUGUCCUAUCGAACUCCCAAAAGCCUCGUUCUGCAAGCUCACGUCCAAAGGCUUCUCGAGGCUCACAUGUACACAAUCGCGUGACUGCAAAAACCACCCUUGUUCUCACUCUGCGCUUAGUGUCUGGGUUACCGAGCCGUACGGGAGCAACCGACCGUUUUGUGCUUUGCUAUUAUCCUGUGGAUGCACCAGAGUAUUUGGUACUCACAAACCGGGUAGAGGCGGCUUUGAAUCGUGCUUGGACGGCGUCGGAUCGUUUUCGGAUUCUGUUUUUGAACGAAAGCCGAGCUUGGCAGUACUACACGGGGACAAUUCGAAGUGUUAGACCGACAAUACGAAGCGUGAUGUGGAACAGUGUGGAAGUGGUAUACGAUAACGAAGGAGAAAAAGAGAAAACAACAUGUGAGCUUGUUUCUCCAUGGGAGCUGGAAUCGUUUCACAUUCACCAAAGGGGAAGGGCAGCUACCAGUCACUCCUUCGCCCCUCUACGGGCAUCCACAAUUGAACCAGGUCUCUGCCCUCUGAUCGCUAGGGAUUUCGAGACAAUCCGCGAGACGGAAACUAACUGGAGAGUUCAGUUAUCAUGGCUAGACAACGUGGACGCCUUGGCUGCGCUUCCGGGAUAUUGCGGUAAGAUACCGUGUCCAAUGGAUUUCAACACUAUUUUGGUGCGCUUGUGCACCGGAUAUUAUCGGCAUUUUUGUUCCUUCCUUCACGAUAUUGAUCUGAUGAAGCGGAACGUCGUUCGCUUCCAUGGUGCUGGCUCGGAGAAUGCAAGGCUGGCUCUAAGUCUAUAUACGAGACUUGGUGAUACUGCGGAAAGAGCAAGGGUUGCAUUUCUCAGCUCAUUAAUGCCAGUAAUGCCAAGUCCUAGCUUCUCACAUAAUGCCCCUCCCUCCCAUAGCGGAUCACGGACCAUUCGCCCCCGACCAACACAGAAUGAAGCAAUUGCACAUGCGCAAGCGUACCCAGUAGGCGUAGCAAGGACUGGAAGACCAUUUCCAGCCUCACAACCUACGGCUCAAGCUGGAGCCUCAUUUACGAUACCCCCUUCAUAUUCGAACGAGGGAUCGGGUUUCUUGAGUUCAUUUGCGCCGUUUUCGAAUCAGCAAAGGCAAUGGCCAACGACUCGAAGCUACCUCAAUAGUGGUCAAGGGCAUGGGGUUUACCCAGGUCAGUCGCUUGGGGUGGCUCUUCCGCCUAUAUUGCCAGGUGUGUCUCAUCCUCCUGCUCCCACGAGAGGACCCCGAGCUUCACGUCUUACAGGACGAGGGCAGACUCAUUUUCGACAGAGCAGUGCUGGACCAGCAAGAAAGGGAUAUGCUCAGGCAAGCGGAGGGCAUUUCGCUUCGCAAUCUCAAUCAGGUGUUGGAAAUUUAUCACAAUCAGCGGCAGAUCCGGGGCAUCACCAUAUUAGUGACAUGAAUCAGCAUCACCGGCAAGUAGCUAUGGUAGCUAACUCGAAUCCGGCGAGUGAUGGUAACCGCGCUAGUGCGAGACGGAUUGCAUCUAACAGCAUUCUCCUGGACCCGCGUGGAAUGGUGAAGCAGGCAGUAUCGAGUAUUGGUGCAAGUCAGGUUCCGGCGAACCGUCGUGUUGCAGAAACUGGAAAUCUUUCAAAUAGGGGUCGUGGAGGUACUGGCAUGCUUUCCCCAGUUCAAGACGCAGUACCGGGUCCGAGUGGAGGAUCCCUGAGUAUGGUGCAGUCUUCACCUCACGGGCAACUCACGAGGCAACACAGCAUUGGGGUCAGCAGUUUUCCUGCAGGGGAUGGUACUCACAGCUGGGGCCGAAGCAUGGAAGGGGCUGGCGGAACCUUUCCUCUCCAUGCGUCUACAUCUGAUAGCCACAUUCCCCAGGCACAAACUGGGAGAUCUCCAAGCCCUGCUUCCCCUUCGAUGUCUCCGCGAGAUCGCGGCAAUCCUGGUGUUCGGCAACAGACGGUUUCAGUCAGACAGCAAGCGCUGACGGGAGUAAUCGCCACGGCACCGUUCCAUGAACACUCCACAGUGUCGGUCGCGGCAGCGGAAUCAACAAUGAGUUGUGGGGGUGCGGAAGUAGCUAUGCAAGCUGCAACAGCUGAAUCUGCGGACGCAGUUGUAACCGAACGAACUCGCGACACUAGCAACCGAUGA